Molecule: messenger RNA, 3396 nt
Organism: Pelagomonas calceolata
Lineage: Eukaryota; Pelagophyceae; Pelagomonadales; Pelagomonadaceae
Source: the annotation of a GenBank genome assembly
AUGCUCCUCCUCGGCCGGUGCGCGCUCCUCAGCGCGUUAGCGUGGGGGCAGCAGCGCCCCCCCCGCAGCGGGCCGAAGGCGCGGCGGUCCAAGGGGCGGCGCGGCGGCGCGCGCCGGCUCGAGGACACGACCGUGCCGACGGCCGUCCCGACGUCGCACCCAACGCCCACGUUCCAGCCGACGGCCGUGCCGGCGACCGCGCCGACGGCCGUGCCCACCGCGCUCCCGACGCCGGUGCCUACGAUAUUCAAACCGUCGAGCGAGCCGACGUCGGCGCCGAACUCGGUGCCGACGUCGCCGACGUCCGUGCCGACGUUCGUGCCGACGGCCCAGCCGACGUCGGAGCCGUCGCCCGCGCCGUCGCCGGCCCCGACGGGCGUUCCGACGGAGCAGGACCCGACGCCCGCGCCGACGUCACCGCCAAGCGCGGUGCCGACGUCGCCGACGAGCAAUCCGACUCUCGUCCCGACGCCCGUCCCGACAUCGACGCCGACGUCGGAGCCGACGCCGACGUCGGAGCCGACGCCGACGGCGUUUUCCCGCAAGCCGACCGGCGUCCCGACGUUCGUGCCGACGUCGGCGCCAACGCCCACGUUCCAGCCGACGACCAAUCCGACCCCCGAUCCGACUCUCGUGCCGACGUCCGUCCCGACUCUCCCGGCAACCGCCCCGACCUCGGUGCCGACGGCCUUGCCGACGGCCGUGCCGACGCCCCUGCCGGCGUGCUGCGUCGAGCACCAGUUUAGCGCCACCGGCGAGGUGGAAGGCACGACGUGCUACGGCGGCCGCUCGCCGUGGGACGCCGCCACGAUGACCGACCUGUGCACGGCGGGUUAUUCGGAGUACGGCGCGGCGGCGCCGCCCUUCCGCGAUUGCAGGCAGGAGGCGGUUGACUCGGGGAACUGCGGGACCGGCGACUGGGACACCUGCGCGGAGUGUCCGGAUGCGGGUAACACUGGGAAGUACUUCGCGAACGUCGGCUACUCGAUGUGCCCCGACUGGGUGGUCGACGCCAUGAACGCGGAGGGGGCCGCCGGCGGCCAGUGCGCGGCUUGGGUCCGCGACGGCGGGACCGGCGCAUUUACGAGCAGCUGCACGAGCUGGUUAUCGGCGCACGAGCGCUGCCACGACGCGCAUGCCACGGGAGACGACGUGAGCUGCUGCGUCGGGAGCGACAUCCGGGCGACGUGUCAGUGCGCCUCGGACUACGAGUGGUGGGACGACCGCCGGCUCUCCGCCGUCGACAAGCCGCGGCGUCUGGGUCACUGCUGCGACUACGGUGCGUACUGCUCUUGCAUGGAGUCGGAGCUCGGCGCCGGCUGCACUGCGCCCGACUGCGGCGGCGACUGGGACGAGGACGACGAGGAAUGCGACAUCGAGACGUCCGGCGACCGCAGCUCCUCGCCAAGCGGCACGACGAAUCACGGCGCCGGGAGCGGGUGGUGCUACAGCGACCUGGACGACCACGUGGGCUGCGCGGCGUCGCCGGGCGACUGCUGGGCGAUGUGCCUAGGCUACUACGGCGACGGCCUGGUGGCCAUCGACUGGUGGUCGGAUGAGGGCGGCCAGUGCUACUGCCAGUACGACUGCGAGUGCAUGGAGGACGUCGGCGACGGCGCAGGCUACACUGUCACGCGCGACUCGAGGGUCGGCGCGCUGCCGCACGAGUGUGGCCCCGACGAGGGCGAUGGCGACCAUGACUGGUACGAGGACUGGAUGUGGGAGAACGGCUGCCGCCCGGACUACUGCACGUCUACCGACGGCGGAUAUGGUUACGACUGCUGCGCCUCGAUGAACUGGGGCGAGCCGGCCACCUGCGCGAACGGCUACUCGCCAUGGCCGCCGAGUCCGGGCGACGACUGCCAAUACACGUGCUGCCCGAGCGCGACCAGCUGCGAGUACGUCGCCGGCCAGCCGUUCGUCCUUGUGGCGUUUGAGCCCGAUCCAGCCACCCAGGCAAUGUUGGGCCUGGCAGACGGGGAGUUCUCGGUGGGCCUGAAUGAUGCCGACAAAAACUACAUCGCCGACGAGACUCCAAACGUCCACAGCAACACAUUUUUCACGGUGCAAACGACGGAGGGCACGAAGAUGCUUCAGGUCUGUUCGAACCCGACGUGCCCCGACGGCAGCGCCGCGACGUGCUGCGACGUCGAUGGAGACUGCGAGGACGGCGACGACGACUACUGCUGCGGCGCAGACUACUACUGCUCGAACGACGGGGCCGAAUACGCGGCGACCAUGGGCGGCGUGCUCUGCUGCUCGCUCGGCCACGCGAGCGGCGGCAUAACUUUCCCGGAUAUGCCGGACGAGUGGACGACGGACGCGACGCGGCCGCCGUCCAUCGACGAGGACUUCCUCAUCAACGUCGGUCUGCACGUUCACUGCCAAGAGUACGCGUCGGGGGCCAAGGCGCUAGCGAUCGGGAACGCGGGCUCCGCCGGGAGCUGGGUCGUCAACGGUGACGGGACAAUUUCGCCGCAUGAUGCCCCGCACCUCGUGCUCGUCUGGGGCGACUUCACCACGGCCUCGUGCUGGGAGUCCGCGACUGGGUACAUGGACCCGCAACCGAACAACCUAGUCCUCAUGGACUCCGCGACGGCGCUCGGUUGCGAGGCCGCGAGAGAGGCCGAUCCUGCCCAGAUGUGCGCGCCGGUCUUCCGCGCGAGAGGCGUCGACUGCGAUCACGCUGGCCACGACCAUGGCAGCACCUGCGACGGCCUCCACCUCGAGGCCGGGGUGGGCGAGGUCUGCAACUGGGCGCACGGGGAGACGCACGGCUGCCCGAUCGCGAACGUGCCGCGGCACCGGUGGGAGUCCGACCUUUGGUCCUGCGACCAGCUGUGCGGGGAAAUUGGCGGGCGGUGCAACCGCGCGGCUUACAUGAGCAACAACCACUGCGGGUCGGACGUGACCGAGCAGUUCGAAUUCUCGUGCUGGGACCACGUCAACGGAAUGGGGGCUUGGGUCGAGGACUUCGAUCCGGAGCACGCGCUGUGCUGGUGCGCGGCCGACGACACGGACCACUGGUGGCACUACUACGACGAAGACGACGACGACGACGACGGGUUAGGCGGCGGCUCGGAGCUCGUCAUGUCCGGCGGCCUCGUCGCGAUCGGGCUCACGUUCACGGGCAUCACCAUCGCGACCAUCGCGAACCUGAUGCAGGAGCAGUGCGCCCUGGGCCCGACGAUCAUCUUCGAGGCCGGCACCACCCACCCCUACUACAUCAGCCCCAACCUCUGCACCAUCGGCACGCACACGUACGCCUCCAAGAAGACCGUGCGCGACGCGUCGCCGCGCACGGUCUGCCGCAAGUUCUGCGAGGCCGCGUCCGCCGCCGGGAAGCUGGCGCUCAAGCACGUCCAGGGCCUGACCUGCUACUGCAAGCGGCGGUAG